AUGGCCUUCACUCCCAGAGGUGGUCGCGGCGGUGGUCGUGGCGGUGGUGACCGUGGCGGUCGCGGUGGCUUCACUCCCAGAGGCGGACGUGGCGGAGGCCGCGGUGGUGGUGAUCGUGGUGGCCGUGGCGGAGGCCGUGGUGGUGGCCGUGGUGCUCCACGAGGCCGCGGUGGUCCUCGCGGCGGUGGUCGCGGAGGCGCGCGCGGCGGAGCCAAGGUUAUUGUCGAGCCCCAUCGCCAUGCUGGUGUCUUCGUCGCUCGUGGCAAGGAAGAUCUCCUCGUCACCAAGAACCUGACCCCCGGAGAGUCCGUCUACGGAGAGAAGCGCAUUAGCGUUGGCGCCAGCGCCGCAAAUGAUGGCGAGACCGAGGCCAGCAGCACCGAAUACCGUGUCUGGAACCCCUUCCGUUCCAAGUUGGCUGCUGGUAUCUUGGGUGGUGUCGACAACAUCUACAUGGGCCCUGGCUCCAAGGUCCUCUACCUUGGUGCUGCUUCCGGCACAUCAGUCUCCCACGUUGCCGAUAUCGUCGGUCCUGAAGGAACUGUCUUCGCCGUCGAAUUUUCCCACCGCUCUGGCCGUGAUCUGAUCAACAUGGCCACCCACCGCACCAACGUCAUUCCCAUUGUCGAGGACGCUAGGCACCCAUCGAAAUACAGGAUGCUUUUGGGCAUGGUCGACUGCAUCUUUGCUGAUGUUGCUCAGCCUGAUCAAGCGCGUAUUGUCGGACUCAACGCUGGCAUGUUCUUGAAGGUUGGUGGCGGUAUCGUCAUCUCCAUCAAAGCCAACUGUAUCGACUCCACGGCCGCUCCAGAAGCCGUGUUCGCACAGGAAGUCGCCAAGCUACGAGAGAUGGGCAUCAAGCCCAAGGAGCAGCUUACCCUCGAGCCUUUCGAGCGUGACCACGCCAUGGUUGUGGGUGUCUACCAGCGUUCGCAAUAA
This is a messenger RNA of Bipolaris victoriae FI3, 939 nucleotides long. RefSeq lists its product as hypothetical. Gene Ontology annotation, cellular component: box C/D methylation guide snoRNP complex; nucleolus; small-subunit processome. NCBI's taxonomy places the organism in Eukaryota, Fungi, Ascomycota, Dothideomycetes, Pleosporales, Pleosporaceae. The record is from RefSeq and is a predicted model, not a curated record. Gene Ontology annotation, biological process: box C/D sno(s)RNA 3'-end processing; rRNA methylation. The transcript has 3 exons. The coding region runs from base 1 to 939 and encodes 312 amino acids. Gene Ontology annotation, molecular function: rRNA methyltransferase activity; histone H2AQ104 methyltransferase activity; RNA binding.